UUAUACUUUUAAAAUAAUAUUGCAUUGAAAACUAUCGCCUUCGUCCCAUUCAGUUGUGUAUUCAGAUUUUAGAUCGAUUUUGAGUAUUAUGGCUAAAGUUGAGCAGCCACUAUUUAUUCUUCCUAAGAAACGUAACGGGAAGAAGCAAAACUCAAUCGCUGGUCAUGUCGAUCACAUAAUAACUGUUCAGGGUGUCGCUGACGCAGCUGAAGUACCCACAAAAUAUAAAAAUGGUUUAUCACCUGUUUCCGAACAUGUUGCUAACGGUAUAAUACAUUCUACCAUGGAGGGUCUAAAAUCCAAUAUGAAAAUAAAUUUACCCAUCAUCAAUGAUGUCCACGAUGAGGAUUUAAAUGAAAUAAACGAUCAAGCGAAGUCGGUACAGAAGAAUGGAUACCAACAAUUAAACAACAGCCGUGAAAUAAUUGACCUAUCGCCUAUAUACGAAAAUUCGUCCGAUGCAUGCUCUAGUCAUGGAGACUUGCGUGAAGAUAAUGAAUUGCAAAAGAGUUGCCGCAUACUCAAUUCCGAAAACAAUGAAAGCUCUUGUCCAACACCUAACAGCCUAUCACAAACUCACUCGGAAAACAGUUUUGAAAUGGGCCCAAUGACCGAUAGCUUGAAAAAUAGUGCUAAGAGAAAGAAAAGGGUCAAUAUUGUAUCUGGGAUAACUGAAUCUGAUAAUACGGAGACUGAAGUGACUGCAUUAAGAGUGGAUUCUGAAGCUUCUCUUACUCCUGAUUGCUCUCUAUCUGAGAGCAAGGACAGCUAUCUAACCAUGACAGGAACUAUCAAACGUGGAAAGAAGAAGGGCCAAAAUGUAGACGUAAAACUCAACAUUUCUAGAGAGGAACUUGAAAUCAUUGAAGCGUCUAUUGUAGCUGACGAAUUAAGCAAAAUGGAUGUGUCGAAAUGCUCUCUGUAUAAUGGACCACAUAUAUUUCUAUUCAGUUUGGUGUGUGUGCCAUUUGUUGCAUUUAUCUCUGCAGCUUAUUCAUUUUAUAUCGGCACAUUGGCUUGGUACAACAUUUUCUCUAAUGUUACAGAAGAAUUUAGCUGCGUCAAGAAGGUAUUCUUGGCACCAAUAGUUAUUUUGGCAUAUCCAUUCUUGAUUGUCAUAUUUACUAUGGGACUUGGAUUGUACGCAGGUAUAGUACAGUUAACUUUCAGUGGGGCAAAUUGGUGGAAGGAUGUGUGUGACUUUGAAAAGGGCUUUUACGGCUGGCUUUGUAAUGUGUUGGGUAUGUCUGAAUGUAGUCCGUAUGAAGUUGUUGUUUUGAUGGACGUUAAACCAUAGACUAUAUGAGGAACAGUAAAGGUGCCAUGUGUGCUGAUAUUGCAGAUAUGAAAUAUGAUUGGAUAUUGCAUGAUUUGCCAGUUUUAAAAUAUUUAUCUUGCACCAAUCCGAUAUACUUAAAUUACCAAUUGUAUUCAAUUGCCAUCAUUCAAGCUAUAAUUAGAAAAGAGGAUAUAUUUUUUUUUUUUUUUGGAACAAAUUUAGCAAAAAACAAGAACUGAUAUUAAACAUUCCUUUUGUUUUAGUAAUUGUGUUAAACCCUACUUAUAUAAAAGGGAAGUUUAUACAAUUAGCUAAUAAACACUGCCAUAAUGUAUACUAAAUAUUAAAUUAGAAUGAAAUACAAAGGUAUAAGUGUUUACAUAUCUAGUCAGCUUUUUUAACCUAGUAUUUAUGUUAAAUGGAAGAGUUGGAAAAACAAGGAAUGGAAAAAAUGGGAUCAAAAACUGAUAAGACUUAAUGGGAGUGAAUUUUUGAAAGUAUUUUACUUGAUUUUAAUCUUAGGUGUAUGAGAAUGAUUUAAAUAAUAAUUAAUGUAUUACGGUCUUACUAAUAAAAAGUUAAACAAUGGAUAAAUUUCUACCAUUUUCUACCAUAGCUGUGUCCUGCUCUUGCUCACAUGAAACGUCAAUCAUAAAAACAAGACAGGUUAUUGCAAUAACUAAUCCAUUGAAUAGUGAAUGGGUAACAUUUUAUUUGUAAGACCAUUCGUUUGUAGAAGGAAAGACUCAAAUUAUCAUCUUCCUGUAUACCAUCUUCCAUAUUAUUCACAUACCAAAUAUUAUAAUUCUAUCUAGUCAAGCAUUUAAAGUGCACAAAAGUUUAUGAUAACAAGAAAACAUUAUAUUUUAUAAAUGAAGUGACUGUAAAGUACAAUUUAUUAUAUUGAUUUAUAUUAUUUUAAAGUCAAUUUUAAUCAUAAUUAUAUUAUGUGUAUCAUAUCACUUUCAUCGUCAAAAUAGGUUGUGCUUUUUAUUUAUUACUGAGGUGAAGUUUUAAAAAUAAAAUGACUGUAUUUUGCACAAAAUAUUUGUAUCAUCCAUAGUGUUUAUUUAGCAUUAAUAAAACUAUAAGAAAUGUAUAGGGAAGCU
Molecule: messenger RNA, 2388 nt
Organism: Colias croceus (clouded yellow)
Lineage: Eukaryota; Metazoa; Arthropoda; Insecta; Lepidoptera; Pieridae
Exons: 2
Coding region: 89-1297 (402 amino acids)
Source: RefSeq, a predicted model, not a curated record